This is a messenger RNA of Telopea speciosissima, 495 nucleotides long. RefSeq lists its product as uncharacterized. The coding region runs from base 1 to 495 and encodes 164 amino acids. Lineage: Eukaryota; Viridiplantae; Streptophyta; Magnoliopsida; Proteales; Proteaceae. The transcript has a single exon. The record is from RefSeq and is a predicted model, not a curated record.
AUGGCCACAACUACAAAGUUUUCUGAUUCAGGGGGUGCGCCGAUAUCAGACCCCACUACGUACAGAUCGGCAGUGGGUGCUCUGCAGUAUGUGACGCUCACAAGGCCGGAUGUCUCCUUUGCUGUUAAUCUUGCAUGUCAAUUUAUGCACUCUCCGACAGAAGAACACUGGCAGUUAGUGAAACGCAUUAUUCGUUACUUGAAAAGCACCCAAAUGGCAGGAUUGCUGAUUGAGCGCUCCCCAUCUCGCUCUCUCCAGGUGUUCACUGAUGCAGACUGGGCAGGUGAUGGGUCCGAUCGAAAAUCAACUGGGGGUUUUACGAUUUUCCUUGGACCCAAUCUUGUUUCUUGGGUAUCUCAUAAACAACGUAUAGUGGCCCGUUCUUCUACGGAGGCUAAGUACAAAGCUCUAGCCGAUGCAUCGGCUGAACUAAUCUGGCUAGAGUCCUUAUUUGCUGAACUUGGGUAUCCUCUCACUAGCCCUCCAAUUCUGUGA